UUUCUUGUUUGUACCAUUUAUAAGACUUUUAAAGGCUGCAUUAUAGCUCUUAAAAAUGGGAUUUUUCCAGAUUCAACAAAUUGGACAGUGCAUGUGUUUGCUUGUUGAUGUGCACUGUUCAGAGCACAACUACAAGGUAUUUCACCCACGAAGAGGAUGCACCUAGGACAGAGAUAGGAAAUCUGUCUAGUGAUUUAAAGAUUGAUCCGGCUGACGAUCCUGAAACUUCAUUUAGCUUCAUGCAAGAGAGCAACUCUUCCGUGAUUGAAAUGAGGAAGAUUGACGGGCUUCUGACGGUGGGAGAGACGAUCGACCGAGAGCAGCUCUGUCACAGAUCUCCACGCUGCUUCAUCACCUUUGACAUCGUGGCAUUUUCCAAAGAGAAGUUUCAGCUCAUCCACGUGGAGAUCGAGGUAAAAGACAUCAACGACCACUCACCCGAGUUUCCGCAGAAUGAGACACAUUUGGAGAUCCUGGAGAAUGUCCCGCUGGACUCAAGGUUCUCACUUGACAUUGCUCUCGACCAGGACGUGGGUAACAACUACAUUCAGAGCUACAACAUUUCUGCCUCCAGUCAUUUUGCUAUUGAAGUGCAUGAAAGAGAAGAUGGGUUAAAGUGUGCUGAGCUGGUGCUGGUAAAGGAGCUCGACCGGGAGGUGGAGGACUUCUACACAAUUGAAGUCACUGCAUUUGAUGGAGGAGUGCCACCUAAACAUGGCUCAAUGACUGUAAAUAUCAAAGUACUUGACUUUAAUGACAACAGCCCAACAUUUGAACACGCUUUCCUAAAAGUUGAGUUGAAUGAAGAUGCCCCUGUAGGUCACCGUGUUCUAAGAGUGCAUGCUUUUGACCCAGAUGAUGGCACAAACGGCGAGGUCGUAUACGCAUUUGCUGAUGGGACACUACAAGAAGUGAUGCGCCUUUUCCGUAUUGACCCUUAUUCUGGUGAUGUGACCUCAAAGAUGCAGGUAGAUUUUGAGAAGAAGAGAUCCUAUGAGCUGACUAUCAAAGCCUCAGAUUUAGGACCAAACCCGACUCCUUCAAGCUGCAAAGUGCUGGUAGAUAUUAUCGAUGUUAACGAUAAUGCACCUGAAAUCAGGAUCAAACCGAUGACCUCUACGAGUGACGGUGUGGCGUACAUCACGGAGGCUGCAGCUGCUGAGAGCUUUGUUGCGCUGAUCAGCACCUCAGAUCGAGACUCCGGCUCCAGCGGUUACGUCCAGGUCAGCUUGCAGGGACACAAGCACUUCACACUCCAGCAGGCAUACGGCGAUACUUUCAUGAUCGUGACCACGACGACUUUAGACCGAGAGAAGAUCCCAGAGUAUAACCUGACUGUUAUUGCAGAAGAUCUCGGCAGCCCCCCUUUCAAAACAGUCCGACAGUACACAAUCCGUGUCAUGGAUGAGAACGACAACCCACCUCUCUUCAGCAAGUCCAUUUAUGAAGUUUCGGUUAUCGAAAAUAACAUUCCCGGUUCAUAUGUGAUGACGAUUGUUGCUCGAGAUCCCGAUGUGGGGAAGAACGCCAAAGUCUCUUACAAACUGCUCAAUUCAGUGACGCAAACACAAGCUCCAGUAUCCACUUACGUUUCAAUAGAUUUAAUUUCUGGUUCGCUGUACACGUUAAGGUCUUUUGAUUAUGAGACUCUUCAAGAGAUUGAGUUGGUCAUCCAAGCAGAAGAUAGCGGUUCGCUCCCACUUUCCAGCACAGCAAAAAUCAGGAUUAGAGUUGUCGAUCAAAAUGACAACUACCCUUAUUUCACCUUCCCCGUCCUCCACAAUGACUCAGUGGAGGUCCCUCUGCCUGACAACGCACCUGCUGGCUAUCUCGCCCUUCGUGUCACUGCUGAAGAUGAGGAUGAGGAGACGAAUGGUGAACUUUCCUACCAAAUUGUGCAAGGUGACCUGAAGCAAUUCUCAAUAAACAAAGACACUGGUGAAAUCUCCUUAAAACAUCGGGUGGCAGCUGACAUUGGAGAUGUGCUCGAGCUGAAAAUUGCUGUGAGUGACAAAGGCAGGUUCCCUCUCUCUACUGGCGCCACUGUUAGGUUUGUCAUCUCAGACUCGGAGCCAUCUGAAGACCAAGUCAUCAUCAUGUUGCGGUCAGACGGCGAGGAAGGCUUCGGCUUGGAUGGCUCGCUCGUGGUCAUCGUUUUGCUCAGUGCCGGUUGCGGAUUAUUGCUGAUUGCAAUCGUGGCUGUCGUCCUUACAUGCAAACUCAGCUGUGGCAAGCGACAUCACAGCUCCAAGAGGGAAGUUUGUCACCGCGUGUUUGACCGCAGGCCCGUUCCCCUUCUCAGCCAAACGACACCGAACAUCUACGCAGCCCAACAAAGCUUCUUCCGCGACAGAACGGCUUCAUCGCUGGAUGAUUCCUGCCUGUACGAGGAGAGGAGCAGAGACUCAGAAACAAAGAUGUUCAUGCCCUCCAAGCAUUUCCAAGCAACAUCUGUGUGGCAAGGUGACAAAUACUGCUUGCAAGUGAGUGGCAUUGGAAUCACGGACCAGCUGAGCGUGAAGGACAGCGGCAAAGGGGACAGUGACUUCAAUGACAGUGACUCUGAUAUCAGCGGGGACGGAGGCAGGAAGAGCUUCAGUACUUUCCACCCCAAACUAAACAGUUCAUCCAAUGCUGCAAACAGUUUAUCUGGGGACUGCCAAGGUACCGACUCUGCAGUACAGAGCUUCAGAGCUGCCAGAGACAAUGCAUACACAAUAGGCUUUUCUCCAGCACCGGUCUACAACAGUCCUCGUGCAUGUCCAUUUUCUUGGAAGGAUUCUGGUUAUGGUACAAAUCAGCCAAAAUCAAGAAACAGCAUGCACACUUUCUCCAGAACUGGCACACUCCCUCCUUACUUCCCUCAACAAACACAAGAAGCUGCAGCUAGUGAUGAUGAAAUUGACAAGGAAGGGCCAAAUACUGCUGCAGCCGCUGCACCUUUGGAGGUCGCAACUAUGUUUUAGAUAAAAUC
Messenger RNA from Thalassophryne amazonica, 2974 nucleotides. RefSeq names its product protocadherin 8 (gene pcdh8.1). Lineage: Eukaryota; Metazoa; Chordata; Actinopteri; Batrachoidiformes; Batrachoididae. The transcript is spliced from 4 exons. Gene Ontology annotation, cellular component: plasma membrane. The record is from RefSeq and is a predicted model, not a curated record. Gene Ontology annotation, molecular function: calcium ion binding. Gene Ontology annotation, biological process: homophilic cell-cell adhesion. The coding region runs from base 108 to 2966 and encodes 952 amino acids.